Sesamum indicum (sesame) is the source of this 402-nucleotide messenger RNA. NCBI's taxonomy places the organism in Eukaryota, Viridiplantae, Streptophyta, Magnoliopsida, Lamiales, Pedaliaceae. The record is from the annotation of a RefSeq genome assembly.
AUGACCUUAAAUCUUUGUGUACUGACCCCUAAUCGAAUUGUUUGGGAUUCAGAAGUGAAAGAAAUCAUUUUAUCUACGAAUAGUGGUCAAAUUGGCGUAUUACCAAAUCAUGCUCCUAUUGCUACAGCUGUAGAUAUAGGGAUUUUGAGAAUACGCCUUACAGACCAAUGGGUAACGAUGGCUCUGAUGGGUGGUUUUGCUAGAAUAGGCAAUAAUGAGAUCACUGUUUUAGUAAAUGAUGCGGAAAAGGGUAGUGAUAUUGAUGCACAAGAAGCUCAGCAAACUCUUGAAAUAGCAGAAGCUAAUUUGAGAAAAGCUGAAGGAAAGAGACAAAUAAUUGAGGCAAAUCUAGCUCUCCAACGAGCUAGGACAAGAGUAGAGGCUGUCAAUGUGAUUUCAUAA